UUGGAAGACGAAACAAAAUUAGAGCCAAUUCCGAGCGUGAUUUACACGCGCCCACAAAAGCCCGCCAGUUUGCCCCUUCCUCUCCCGCCAUUACAACACCAGAUUAUAUAAGACCACACUUCAGGUUCUUGAGCUUUUAUAAACCCCAACGACGAAACCCUAAUUUUUUUAUAAUCAAAUGGGUGAAAAUAACAAUUUUGAAGAACAGAACAAGCUCCCUGAGCUCAAGCUAGAUGCUAAGCAGGCUCAAGGGUUUCUCUCUUUCUUCAAAACCCUACCCCAUGACCCUAGGGCGGUUCGGGUCUUUGAUAGGCGGGACUAUUAUACAGUUCAUGCCGAAAAUGCAAACUUCAUUGCAAAGACAUACUACCACACUACGACUGCUUUGCGCCAGUUGGGGAGUGGAUCUAGUGGUCUUUCUAGUGCGAGCAUUAGUAAGAACAUGUUUGAAACAAUUGCUCGGGAUCUUCUUUUGGAGAGAACAGACCAUACUCUUGAGCUUUAUGAAGGGAGUGGAUCCAAUUGGAAACUAGUGAAAAGCGGGACUCCUGGAAAUCUUGGCAGUUUUGAAGAUGUAUUGUUUGCAAACAAUGACAUGCAGGAUUCUCCUGUGGUUGUUGCACUCUUGUUAAACUUCCGUGAAAAAGGGUGCACUGUUGGGUUGAGUUAUGUUGACUUAACAAAAAGAGUUCUUGGGCUGGCUGAAUUUCUAGAUGAUAGCCACUUUACAAAUGUGGAGUCAGCUUUAGUUGCCCUCAGUUGCAAGGAAUGCCUUUUGCCCAUGGAGAGUGGCAAGUCCAAUGACUGUAGAACUCUGCAUGAUGUUUUGACCAAAUGCGGUGUGAUGUUAACUGAGAGAAAGAAAAAUGAAUUCAAAACAAGAGAUUUGGUGCAGGAUCUCGGUAGGCUUGUCAAAGGCCCCCUUGAACCAGUCCGAGAUUUAGUUUCUGGUUUUGAAUUUGCACCUGGUGCUUUGGGAGCAGUAUUGUCCUAUGCAGAAUUACUUGCAGACGAGAGCAAUUAUGGCAAUUAUAGAAUUAGAAAGUACAAUCUUGACAGCUACAUGAGACUUGAUUCUGCUGCCAUGAGGGCACUGAAUGUCCUUGAAAGCAAAACUGAUGCAAACAAAAAUUUUAGUUUAUUUGGUCUCAUGAAUAGAACUUGUACAGCUGGAAUGGGAAAAAGAUUGCUUCAUAUGUGGCUAAAACAGCCUUUAUUGGAAGUAGAUGCAAUCAACUCCAGGCUAGAUUUGGUGCAGGCAUUUGUGGACGAUACUGGGCUUCGCCAAGAUCUAAGACAGCAUCUGAAAAGAAUCUCAGAUAUUGAACGACUGAUUCACAUUGUUGAGAAAGGAAGAGCUGGCUUGCACCAUAUUGUGAAACUUUAUCAGUCCAUCAUAAGACUGCCAUACAUUAAAGGUGCUCUGGAACGAUAUGAUGGCCAAUUUUCAUCCCUUAUCAAGAAAAAGUAUUUGGAGUCCCUUGAGGUGUGGACUGAUGAUAACCACUUGAAUAAGUUCAUUGCUCUUGUGGAAACUGCUGUUGACCUAGAUCAACUUGACAAUGGGGAAUACAUGAUUUCACCUAGUUAUGAAGCUGCCUUAGGUGCACUAAAAGCUGAGCAGGAGUCAUUGGAGCACCAGAUACACAAUUUGCAUAAACAAACUGCUUCCGAUCUUGACCUUCCUCUAGAUAAGGGAUUGAAGUUGGAUAAGGGAACGCAAUACGGUCAUGUUUUCCGAAUUACAAAGAAGGAAGAGCCAAAAAUACGAAAAAAGCUGACCACCCAGUUUAUUGUCCUUGAAACUCGUAAGGAUGGGGUAAAAUUCACAAACACGAAACUUAAAAAAUUAGGUGACCAGCACCAAAAGAUAGUUGAGAACUAUAAGAGUCAUCAAAAGGAGCUUGUCAAUCGAGUGGUUCAAAUUACAGCAACUUUCUCUGAGGUGUUUGAGAAAUUAUCUGGUUUGCUUUCUGAAAUGGAUGUCUUACUUAGUUUUGCUGAUUUGGCUUCUAGUUGUCCUACUCCAUACACAAGGCCUGACAUCACUCCAUCUGAUGUGGGAGAUAUUAUAUUAGAAGGGAGUAGACAUCCAUGUGUGGAAGCUCAGGAUUGGGUGAAUUUUAUUCCAAAUGAUUGUAAACUUGUCAGGGGAAAGAGUUGGUUCCAAAUAAUCACAGGGCCUAAUAUGGGUGGGAAAUCCACAUUUAUUCGGCAAAUAGGUGUGAAUAUUCUCAUGGCCCAAGUUGGUUCUUUCAUUCCCUGUGACAAGGCUACCAUUUCUGUACGUGAUUGCAUUUUUGCACGUGUGGGUGCUGGUGAUUGUCAAAUGCGUGGAGUUUCUACUUUUAUGCAAGAAAUGCUUGAAACUGCUUCAAUCCUUAAAGGAGCUACAGAUAGGUCAUUGAUAAUCAUUGACGAGUUAGGCCGCGGGACAUCAACUUAUGAUGGAUUUGGCUUGGCAUGGGCCAUAUGUGAACACCUGGUUCGAGAGUUAAAAGCACCUACUUUAUUUGCAACCCACUUUCACGAACUGACUGCAUUAGCUCAUCAAAAAGCUGACCAGGAGCCACAUGCGAAGCAAAUUGUUGGUGUUGCAAACUAUCAUGUCAGUGCACACAUCGACACAUCAAAUCACAAGUUGACCAUGCUGUACAAGGUUGAGCCAGGGGCUUGUGAUCAAAGUUUUGGUAUUCAUGUUGCAGAAUUUGCAAACUUUCCUGAAAGUGUUGUCGCCCUUGCCCGAGAAAAGGCAGCUGAAUUGGAAGAUUUCUCACCUACUGCAAUCAUUUCAGAUGAUGCUAGAGAAAAGGUCGGAUCCAAACGAAAGAGAGAGUGCAAUACAGAUGAUAUGUCAAAAGGUGCAGCUCGGGCUCACCGGUUUCUGAAGGACUUCUCUGAUUUGCCAUUAUACAAAAUGGACUUGAAGGAGGCUCUGCUACAGAUAGGCAAACUGAAAGAUGACUUGGAGAAAGAUGCAGUAAAUUGCCAUUGGCUCCAGCAAUUCUUCUAGUUGUCCUUGAAUGGAGCAAUAUUUGAAUUAGAUAUUGCAAAGUCUCAACGAGUACAAUAUUUGAACAUUAUGCUUGACGCAGGUGUUGGUUUUUGUGAUCAUUUCUUGC
Populus euphratica (Euphrates poplar) is the source of this 3122-nucleotide messenger RNA. It is a transcript of the gene MSH2, whose product is annotated as MUTS homolog 2. Gene Ontology annotation, biological process: mitotic recombination; mismatch repair. The coding region runs from base 179 to 3013 and encodes 944 amino acids. Gene Ontology annotation, molecular function: ATP-dependent DNA damage sensor activity; mismatched DNA binding; ATP binding. Gene Ontology annotation, cellular component: MutSalpha complex; nucleus. The record is from RefSeq and is a predicted model, not a curated record. Lineage: Eukaryota; Viridiplantae; Streptophyta; Magnoliopsida; Malpighiales; Salicaceae. The transcript is spliced from 14 exons.